GGUGAAUUGAUCACACUCGGGGUUAUGAUUCCAAUCUUUGACAGUACUGCUCUAAACCCUAAACCUACCAUGGAUGAAUUGGAAGCAUUCGAGCGUGAUUACGAACCGGGUAUGGGUAUUGAGACUAUAGGCGGUCAGUAUUUUCGCCCUACCGAAUACGAAUUGAUUGACGAAUUUCUGAAGAAAAAGAUCGGACGUCGCCCUCUUCCCAACGAGAUCAUCAAAGAGAUUCCAUUUUUGUACGAGUAUCCUCCUGAACUUCUCCCAAUUUGGAAGUUCAAGUAUGCGAGGAACUAUGAGGCAUACUAUUUUACCCACAAAGGUAAAAAACCAAAUGGUGAGUUUCUUGGAGGAAAGAAUUUUGAAGGUCAAUGGAAAACUGAAGGUCCCGAAGAGCCAUGUUUUGGUCAGAACCAAAUUCUGGGGUUCAAAAGAAAGCUAUACUUUUACCGCAGUGAGAAGAGGACAGGUUGGGUGAUAAAGGAGUACAGAUACAAUCCAAAGCGAGUUCCUGCCCAUUAUCUUCAGAAUAGGUUCUUUCAUGGCUUCUUAUUAAAUUACGUGGUCUUGAAAAUUAAGUUCAAUCCAGACUUGAGGGAGAAAUUUACUGCAGAAGAAUCAUUUUCAAUUUCAAUGGAAGAUGCAAAAGACUUGGAUGUUUUCCAGGACUUUGAAGGUUAAGCAAGAGAUUAUCUACACCACCUGACUAAAUGAAGCCUAUAUGAAGCUGGUAUGAAGGAGUCUAAUGAACAGAGAACAUAGUUUUUCUUCAUCCUUUGAGGUUCAAACAGAAAUUUUUACUGUUAUGCAUACUUUUGAUUGCAUAAUAAGGUAUAGCUGUAGCUAUAGGAGUAUCACAAAAUUGUUGAUGUGUGGAUUUGUGGUUUUCACUAUAGUGUAGGUGUAGCAUUAGAUGUUUGUGCAAAUUGGAUAGCCACGCAAUUUGGAAACCCAUUACUUGGCUAACAUGUUUUUGAUUCCCAAUUCAUUUUCCCACUUCUAAAUGUUAAUUAUGUUAGUGUGGAACUGUGGUGUUACAAUGCUUCAUGUAGGCUUCUCUAUUACUACUAUCCAAAAUAAAAAGAAGCUGUUGGAGUUAA
Molecule: messenger RNA, 1100 nt
Organism: Ipomoea triloba (trilobed morning glory)
Lineage: Eukaryota; Viridiplantae; Streptophyta; Magnoliopsida; Solanales; Convolvulaceae
Product: NAC domain-containing protein 41-like
Exons: 3
Coding region: 25-681 (218 amino acids)
Biological process (GO): regulation of DNA-templated transcription
Molecular function (GO): DNA binding
Source: RefSeq, a predicted model, not a curated record